Molecule: messenger RNA, 3045 nt
Organism: Nicotiana attenuata
Lineage: Eukaryota; Viridiplantae; Streptophyta; Magnoliopsida; Solanales; Solanaceae
Product: receptor-like protein kinase ANXUR1
Exons: 1
Coding region: 214-2850 (878 amino acids)
Biological process (GO): protein autophosphorylation
Cellular component (GO): plasmodesma; plasma membrane
Molecular function (GO): ATP binding; transmembrane receptor protein tyrosine kinase activity
Source: RefSeq, a predicted model, not a curated record
UUUCAACUUUUUUUCAUUGUUGGUCUAUUUCCCAGCAUCCUAUAGUUGAAUUUUUAGCUAACACCCUUUUCAUGGAUGCGAAGAAAUGACCUGGUUUUUGCCUUUAUCAAAAACAAGCAACCCCACCUUUAAAAAAAAGCUUCAUUUUGCAUUGACUAGGCGUACAGGAUCGCCUGAUUUCCUGUACGCCUUUUUCUUUUCUUUGUUAACAUCAUGUUAACAAAGAUCGUCCACAUUUUGCUACUAUUCGUAUGUGUUUCUUCUAUUUCUCGCUCGCUUCAUGCUGCAGAAGGUGAUGAUCAAAAUACAUUGUUCUUAGCAUGUGGUUCGGAAAAUGGUGGAACGGAUGAAGAUGAGAGAAAAUGGGAACCCGACGCGAAAUAUCUAAUUUCAGGUGAUAAAUCAAUCAUUUCACAACCUGAAUCUCAAGGCCCUUCUUCUCCAUCUGUUGUACCUUAUAUAAAUGCAAGAAUUUUUCAAUCUGAAUCUUCAUAUAACCUUCCUGUUAAAAACCAAACAACUUAUAUUUUACUCAGGCUUCAUUUCAAUCCAUCUCCUUAUCCUAAUUUCAAUAUUUCCAAUUCAUAUAUCACAGUUUCAGCUGGUAAAUUUACAUUGUUAAGCAAUUUCAGUGCCUUUAUAACAGCUCAAGCCUUUUCACAAAGUUACAUUAUUAAAGAAUACAUUUUAACUCCUGUCAAUUCUCCAACCCUGGAAAUCAAAAUUAAGCCUUUUGGUAAUUCACCAUUUGCAUUUAUUAAUGGAAUUGAAAUGAUCACAUCGCCUGAUUUGUUUUUCGGCCCUGAUCCUACGUUGGUUGGGUUCGACGUUGAAUUUGCUACUGCUCAACAAACUAUAUCUAUAAAGGAUAAUAUUAUGGAGUUGUUGUAUAGGGUCAAUGUUGGUGGACAAUAUAUUCCUCCAAAAAAUGAUUCGGGCGGGUUAAUGAGAAGUUGGUACGAAGAUACUCCUUACGUAGAUGGUGCUGCAUCAGGUGUUACUAUGAGCAGCAACAUGACAAUUCGUUACGAUGACUUGCCAACGUACAUUGCACCACUUGCUGUGUACGAGAGUUGUAGAGCAAUGGGUUAUGAUUCGAAUCUCAACUUACAAUAUAACCUCACUUGGGUUUUCAAUGUUGAUCCGGGGUUUUCAUAUCUCGUGAGAUUUCACUGGUGUGAUUUCACUAUCGAUGCCACGAGGGUCAAUUCCAUGGUCUUUAAUGUAUAUAUCAAUGGACAAAUUGCAGAACGCGAUAUGGAUUUAAUUGCAUUCAAAAAUGGAAAAAAAGCAAUUCCAUUAGAAAAAGAUUAUGUGACUCAUAUUAUUGAUGAUAAAUCAGGGAAGGAUAAACUUUGGAUUGCAGUACAUCCAUCUGGUACUGGAACUGAAUUUGCUAAUGCUCUUGUAAAUGGGAUUGAGAUAUUUAAAAUGAACGCGGGAAACACGAGCUUAGCAGGACGGAAUCCUGCAAUUUCAGAUUUAAUGAAGAAGCAACAAGAAGUAGAGCAAAGUAAAAAAGAAACUCCGCGUCCAUUUGCUGAUGAGGAGAAAUCACAUAGUACUUCUGCUAUAAUUACUGGUGCUGCUGGUGGAGUUGCUGCAUUUGGUGUAGCUGCUGUUUUACUUAUUGUUGCUUAUAAGAGGAAAAAGAGAACAGCCCCGGGAGCUGAAGGUACAACGAGUUGGCUACCAAUUUAUGGUAACUCUCAUUCUUCCGGUAGCAAAUCAGCUUCAGGAAGAAGUUGUGGUAGCACGACGAUAUCUUCAGAUGCUGCUUCUAACUGUCGAUAUUUUUCAUUAGCUGAGAUAAAACAGGCUACUAAGAAUUUCGACGAAUCUUAUGUUAUUGGUGUUGGUGGAUUUGGUAAGGUGUAUAAAGGAGUUAUCGAUGGUGACACGAAAGUUGCAAUCAAAAGAUCAAAUCCGUCUUCACAACAAGGGGUGAACGAGUUCCAGACUGAAAUCGAGAUGCUGUCAAAGCUAAGGCAUCGACAUUUAGUGUCAUUGAUCGGAUUUUGUGAAGAGAAUAAUGAAAUGGUCCUUGUUUAUGAUCAUAUGGCGCACGGAACAUUAAGAGAACAUCUUUAUAAAGGUAAUAAAACUAUAUUAUCUUGGAAGCAAAGGUUGGAAAUUUGUAUUGGAGCAGCUAGAGGACUUCAUUACCUUCACACAGGAGCUAAAUACACUAUCAUACAUAGAGAUGUGAAAAGUACAAAUAUUUUACUAAAUGAUAAAUGGGUUGCUAAGGUUUCGGAUUUUGGACUUUCGAAAACAGGUCCAAAUAUGAACCAAGGACAUGUUACAACAGUUGUAAAAGGUAGCUUUGGUUAUUUGGAUCCUGAAUAUUUUAGAAGACAACAACUGACUGAAAAAUCAGAUGUCUACUCAUUUGGUGUUGUCUUGUUUGAAGUAUUAUGUGCAAGGCCAGCACUUAAUCCGAACCUUUCGAAAGAACAAGUUAGUCUUGCAGAUUGGGCAUUAGCUUGUCAAAGAAAAGGGAAUUUAGAAGAUAUUAUUGAUCCACAAUUAAAAGGAAAGAUAAAUCCUGAAUGCUUGAAAAAAUUUGCUCAAACAGCAGAGAAAUGUUUAGCUGAUAAUGGUAUUGAUCGUCCGUCUAUGGGCGACGUGCUUUGGAAUCUUGAAUAUGCACUUCAGUUAGAGGAAAAUCCAGAUGGGGUUGCAUCAAAUUGUGAGGCAACUAAAAAUGUGGAUCAAGAAAAGGCUGAAGUUAUAGAUCAACACAGUUUGAUAGCUAUGCAUAGAAGUACUUUGAGUCUUGAAAGUGAAACUGGUGAUAAUAACACAGAUGAUGUCUUUUCUCAAAUUGUGAAUCAAACAGGAAGGUAAUAGGCAAAAAGUAGUUGUUUCUUAUCUUAUGAAUGGUUAUGAUAAGAAUACAAGAUUGUACAAUUUCACUACAUACUUUGUCUCAAACUAUAUAAGAAACAUUAUACUAGCAGUUUAUAUAUUGUACAUUGUGUAGUGUGUUUGGACAAACUAUGUGGUCUAAGAAGUUGAUAUUUAGAUGAGGAAUUUUCAGUU